Molecule: messenger RNA, 1039 nt
Organism: Cuscuta campestris
Lineage: Eukaryota; Viridiplantae; Streptophyta; Magnoliopsida; Solanales; Convolvulaceae
Source: the annotation of a GenBank genome assembly
GGAAAGUGGGAAACGCCUUCAAGAAGUCUACAAUUCCAGUUUCACAAACCCCUGGCCCUAUUGAAGUUCGAAUUCUACUUUCCAGUUCUCCUCAACACUAGGGUUUUCGGCAUCUUUGCUGCAGGGAAAUCUUCCAGCUUGACAUCACCCUAGUAAUGGAUUUCAGCGGUGAUGAGGAACAAUGUAGUGCCCUAGCCCUGAGGCUUUUUUAUAGUGAACAUGAUGGCAACUGCUCUGCAGAAGAUCUAGCAUGGGCCGAUUCCUGCGUGAGUCCGAAUCAUGAACUAUCCACGGGCGGCUUGGAUUCGUUCAGAAACUCCUUUGCCUCAUUAGGGAUUCAUCAGGGUUCAAAACAGGAGUCUUCUAUGGAUGAGAAUGGUGAAUUUUGUCCAGCGGCUGACCGAAACAUGUUUGUCCAUAGUGGAAAAGGAAGAAGCUCACCAUUACUACGUUUGAUAACCGCAUCUGAUGAUCUAACAAAUGAACAGGAUAUGGGGAACAGGAUUGAUUAUGAUCCGAGCAGUGUGACUACUGAUACUCCCAAGUCAAAAUUCAACUUGGAGAACGUUUUCCUUCCCACGUACAAUGAAAACCAGAGAGCAAUUGUAACUGCCGAUCCAGAGCUAGAUUCAAUCUUUCCAGCAUUUUUUAUGGAGGACCAACCCGCUGAUAACAUAUUUAAGGUCUGGGAAAUAGACAUUCCAGAUGAAGAAGAUGAACUCAUUGGACAUGUGAAAAAAGCCUUAGCUGAGUGCUCCUCAGACCCUGAAGGUUCUGUCCCUGAAGGUUCCAGAAUGUCGGUAGGAUUGAAUGAUCGGUUUCUUGAUGAUCUUAUUUUACGAUUUGAUGACAUGUCUUUGAGCUGGUAGUCCAGCCGAAUGCAAUGUUCUAAUGGGCUUGAUGAUCUUAUUUUACGAUUUGAUGACAUGUUUUUGAGCUGGUAGUCCAGCCGAAUGCGAUGUUCUAAUGGGCUGUAUUACGUAAUUUCUUCCAUUCUCUGUUAUGUUUUUGUCGCAUAUUCCUACAUUUGGUCUAGGCU